This is a messenger RNA of Felis catus (domestic cat), 555 nucleotides long. RefSeq lists its product as uncharacterized. The record is from RefSeq and is a predicted model, not a curated record. Bases 1 to 555 code for a protein of 184 amino acids. The transcript has 2 exons. NCBI's taxonomy places the organism in Eukaryota, Metazoa, Chordata, Mammalia, Carnivora, Felidae.
AUGGCGGCGCAGGGGACCCAGACGAAGACGCAGGCGGCAGGAGGUGACCCCGACGCCGCCGCCGCUGCCGCCGCCGCCUGGGUCUGCCCACAGCCUGGCACCAGGCGGCAGCGGCGGCGGCGGACCUGGCAGGUGCAGCGCCCUCGAAGCCCCGGCGGUCGCGCGCGCCCUCGGAGCUCCCGGGCAGCUCCCCGAGGUGGCUGCCGCGGGCGACUCGGCCGCUCUGGAGCCGAGUUUCUGAACUUUCUCGGAAAGCGGAGGCGGAGGCGGCGGCGGAGACGCGGCGCCGAGCGACUCCGGCCGCUGCCGGGCGCGUUCGCUUGUAAUCCGGCUGCGAGCGGGCGGCGCCGACCCCCUCACGUGACGUCACGGCCACUGCCGCCGCUCUCCGCGCUGCGCGGGGCCCGCGCCCCCGCCACCGAGGCCGCGCGCCGGGCCCCGCGCUCCCAUUGGCCGCGCCCGCGCGAGCAAGCGACGCCGACGUACUGGGAGCCAAUGGACGCGCGACUCUCGAGCCCGUCAGCGAGCGCGGCUCGGGCCCCGCUGCUCUUUUGA